AUGACACGCAGAGAUUUUUUCCUCAGAUUCGCCCUGAUCCUGCUGCUCUUCCUCUGCGGAAUCGUCUACAACAAUCUGAUCGGCAACGCUCGUCGACCGUCGACCGUGAAAUACGCGCCAAAGUAUCGCGGCAACUUCGUCCUCGGUGAUUUCGCAUCGAAAAAACGAUGGCAGGUCGACGCGAAGAUACUCAAAGACAACAGAGCGAUGCUCGAUCGGAUAGCGCAAACCUGUCGGGAAAACAAUCUGACCGAGACAACGACGACGAUCGCGACGAGGAGACACUUCCUCUACAGCUCGGCUAAUCGAGCCCUCUGCUGCUGGAUAAGAAAGGCCGGCUCGACGAGCUUCACCAAGCUCUUCUCCGAGCUGAACAAUCGCUGGAUCACGGGCGACAAUUAUUACCGCGAGCUGAAUCACAUAACGCCGCGCAGCGACUCGCAGCUGGUCGAUCUGCUCGGCAGCCGUGGGACCUUUAAAUUGCUCGUCGUCAGGCAUCCCUUCGAGCGUCUGGUCUCGGCCUACAGAGACCGAAUCGAGGAUAACACGAGAUACACGGCGCAGGCGUGGAUCUACGUGCCGAAGAUAUUCCACUUGACGAGGCCGGAAAUAUUCGAGUCUCCAGGGACCGUCGAUCUGUCGCUGAGCAGGAUGUUUCACGACGACAGAAGACUCAAACUCGUACCGACGUUCGGUGAAUUCGUCGACUGGCUGCUGCAGCAAGACCCCGCCAAGGACGACCAUCACUGGAACCAGUAUCACAGGCACUGCUCGCUGUGCUCGGUGCGCUACGAUUACGUGCUCAAGCUCGACAAUCAGACCCGCGAGGCUCUGGACUACGUCUAUCGUCGUAUGAACGUCCGCGACGUGGCCGGGGUCAGACUCGGCCGGCUCGAGAGCACGAGAAGCGGCCCCACCGACUUCGAGCGCACCUGCGCCUACUUCAAGAAUCUGACGCAUCGGGCGGUCGUCAGCCUGUACGACAGGUAUCGCGUGGACUUCGACAUGUUUGAUUACGACUUCGAUCGGUACUUCGAGUGCACCGAGGGCGAUUGA
Molecule: messenger RNA, 1056 nt
Organism: Trichogramma pretiosum
Lineage: Eukaryota; Metazoa; Arthropoda; Insecta; Hymenoptera; Trichogrammatidae
Product: carbohydrate sulfotransferase 10-like
Exons: 3
Coding region: 1-1056 (351 amino acids)
Biological process (GO): carbohydrate biosynthetic process
Cellular component (GO): membrane
Molecular function (GO): sulfotransferase activity
Source: RefSeq, a predicted model, not a curated record